CGCAGGGAGUAUAAGUGAAGAUUUGAUAGAGAGGGGGGCAAAGUGAAAGUUGAAAAGUACCUACCGAAGAAGCCCUGCAUGUAUGUAUGUAUGUAUAAAAGUGAAAUAAUCCCCAAUUUCAUUCAUCAAACACAAAAAAACCUAAAACAACAAAUCGGAUCGGAGUUUCUUUCGAUGGAAGACGACGAAGAUGAUACAUAUAUAGGAGGUACAAUCAAAGCAGCUCAAGUGGAAGGGGGGAAGCUGGAAGAAGAAGAUGUUGUUCAGAAUCAAAGCAGCUCUUCUUCUUCUUCUGUGAAAGGGAAGCGCCCUCUUGUUGAGAAUCCAACUUCUGCCUCAGCACCUGCUGCUUCUGGUACCAAAUCUCAAGUGGAAGAAGGAGCCAAGCGCCCAUGUGUGGAGGAGGAGAAGACAACGAAGCCCAAUCAUACUGUGAAGGAUGAGACGGAGGAGGAGGAGGAAGAACAGAUAGAUUAUGGGGAAGAUUGGAUGAAAGAUGGAGGCUAUUACCUCGGCUAUGACUUUGAGAAAGGUCGAACAGUUAUCGUGGGAGAACGUCCUAGGCCCGUUUGUAGGAGCUUCGGGCCUCCUCCUCCAAACGCGUUCACCUUUAAAAGGAUCGCCCGUAGAUUGGCUGAAACUGGACGUCCAUUUCUUCGCCCUGACGAUCCUCUUGGUAAGAGUCCAUGGAAUCCGUUCCCGUUCCAUGUACCAAGAGAGGGUAUUCAUUUUACUGUUCCCGACCCUGAAGCUUGAUCAAGUUCCCUCUCGGUUGGAAAUGGAUCUAGGAAACAAGCAGCAGCUGAUGCUAACACUUCGAUAUCCACUUGUUUAGGUUUGUAAGACAUGUUCAGAUACAUUAAUCUAUGGUUGUAGUAGGUAACUUAACUAGAUUGAUGAAGUUUUUGGAAAACAAAAGUGAUUUGGGAGCUAGUACAAGAAGAAGAAGAUAUCCGAUACUAAUCCAUGUCGUAUUGUACAAAAGGCAACACAUGAUUUGUACAUAGCAUACGUUAUUAAACUAUCGAUGUUACAUCUUACAUUUUCAUGUUAAAAUCUGAAAGAGCCAUGGAAUUAAAACCU
Molecule: messenger RNA, 1083 nt
Organism: Helianthus annuus (common sunflower)
Lineage: Eukaryota; Viridiplantae; Streptophyta; Magnoliopsida; Asterales; Asteraceae
Exons: 7
Coding region: 79-756 (225 amino acids)
Source: RefSeq, a predicted model, not a curated record